AUGGCGUUACAACCAAGAGGUUCCACUCCUGUAAACAUGGCUAUGGAACCUGUGCAUGCAGAGAAACUGUGGCAAAUAGUAAAGACAGUGUUUUACAUGUUGAGGAAAGGCAUCUCAAAAAGCAAACUACUGGUUGAUCUUCAUAUGAUGCUAAAACGAAGCAAGAUCGCCGGAAAAGCCAUCGGUAACCUCAUGCUAAACCACAACUACUCCGCCUUCAGCUGCCGGUCGGACAUCGGAUUGUCGUUCGUGAACCCGGGAGAGUACGAAUUCAGCUGCAGCAACAGCCCAGUUUAUCCCUCCUUCCACAACUACCGCCGCCGCCACCACCACAACCACCGACGCCACCGUCAUUCUCGCCAUAAUGCUGAAGACAUUAACGCUGCUCACCAAGUGUUUGAUAUUUUGAAUGAGUGUGAGAUGGUGGAGGGCUCGCCGUUGACGUUGCCUGGGUUUGGUCCUAGCCCCAUGGUGAGACAGCUGAGAAUAACGGACUCGCCAUUCCCAUUGAAGGACACAGAGGGAGAUACUGAUCAAGUGGACAUGGCAGCUGAAGAUUUUAUCAAGAAGUUCUACAAGGUGUUGAAACAAGAAAAGAGAAUGGCUGCCCUAGAAUCUCCAUCGCCUUGCCACAAAUGGGCUCGAUGA
Messenger RNA from Ilex paraguariensis (yerba mate), 648 nucleotides. The record is from the annotation of a GenBank genome assembly. Lineage: Eukaryota; Viridiplantae; Streptophyta; Magnoliopsida; Aquifoliales; Aquifoliaceae.